Miscanthus lutarioriparius is the source of this 1194-nucleotide messenger RNA. Lineage: Eukaryota; Viridiplantae; Streptophyta; Magnoliopsida; Poales; Poaceae. The record is from the annotation of a GenBank genome assembly.
AUGACAAAACUGAGGAGAGCCGCAUCUCCGCCGGCGGCCGUCCUUCGGGCCUCGGUAUCUAACCUCGGUCUGCUAGCCACCGGCAGCGGCAGCCUUGGGUUGGUCUUCUGCCAUUGUUCGUUGUUGUUGCUGCUGCUGCUGCCAUCAAUGGAGGUGGUGAACAGGUACGUCGCCACCCGGCACCACAUCGAGGGCGCCCCGACGGAGGCCGAUUUCGAGGUGAAGGAGGAGACGGCGAGGUGGGCGCCGGACUCCGGCGAGGUGCUCGUCAGGAACCUGUACCUGUCCAUCGACCCGUACCAGCUCAACCGCAUGAAGCGGAGCAGCGCGUCGCACCUCGCCGUCGACAGCAUCCUGCCCGGCCAGAGGAUCGCGGCGUACGCGGCCGGCGAGGUGGUGGCGUCGGCGUGCGAGGAGUACAAGGCGGGCGACGUGGUGGCCGGCGUGCUCGGGUGGGAGGACUACACGCUGUUCAAGCCGUCCCCGGCCGUGCUCAUGCCCAAGGUCGCCGACUCCGCCGCCGCCGACGACGACGCGGGCUUCCCCCUGUCCCACCACAUCAGCGUGCUGGGCACCAGCGGCAUGACCGCGUACGGGGGCCUGUUCGAGGUGGGCAAGCCGGUGAAGGGCGAGAAGGUGUUCGUGUCCGCGGCGUCGGGCUCCGUCGGCAGCCUCGUCGGCCAGUUCGCCAAGAUCGCCGGCUGCUACGUCGUCGGGUGCGCCGGGACCAAAGCCAAGGUUGAUCUGCUCAAAGACAAGCUGGGAUUCGACGAUGCUUUCAACUACAAAGAGGAACCUGACCUGAAAUCAGCUCUGAAGAGGUACUUCCCCGACGGCAUCGACGUCUACUUCGAGAACGUGGGCGGCGAGAUGCUGGAGGCGGCGCUGGCCAACAUGAACACCUACGGCCGGGUGGCGCUCAGCGGCGUCAUCGCCGAGUACACGGGCGGCGGCGGCGGCGCGGUGCCGGACCUGCUGGACGUGAUCUACAAGCGCAUCACCAUCCGGGGCUUCUUCGCCUGGGACUUCCUGCCCAAGUUCGCCGAGUUCAACGCCAUCAUCGCCGACUGGAUCAGGGAGGGCAAGGUCAAGGUGGUCGAGGACGUGUCCGACGGGCUCGAGAGCGUCCCGUCGGCGUUCGCCGCGCUGUUCCGCGGCCAGAACGUUGGCAAGAAGCUCGUUAAGCUGGCGUAG